Corvus hawaiiensis (hawaiian crow) is the source of this 1650-nucleotide messenger RNA. RefSeq names its product N-terminal asparagine amidase (gene NTAN1). Gene Ontology annotation, biological process: ubiquitin-dependent protein catabolic process. The transcript is spliced from 11 exons. Gene Ontology annotation, cellular component: nucleus. The coding region runs from base 636 to 1514 and encodes 292 amino acids. The record is from RefSeq and is a predicted model, not a curated record. Lineage: Eukaryota; Metazoa; Chordata; Aves; Passeriformes; Corvidae. Gene Ontology annotation, molecular function: protein-N-terminal asparagine amidohydrolase activity.
UAGUUGUGCGCUUGACCAGCGGGUCCUCUGGAAUUGCGUGGCUGUGAUCGACGCUGCCGUUCGCAGUAAAGGGGAGCGCAUAGACCCGGUGAAGGUCACGGUGUCUUCUCCGGGCGUUCACCCGGGACCGGCGUGAGGAGGUGGCUGCCUGCGCUUUGGAAGCCUCUCAGUCCCGGUCGCGGGACAGCGGAGCGCAGGCGGACUCCAGGCUGCUGCUCAGCUCCUCAGGAAUGCCAUGUCCCUUUUGGCAGCCUGACAUUUUGGAAUUUACACCCUCCUUAAAGGGAGGAUGCCAAGAAGAUGGAGCCAGGCUCUUCUCAGUGACGCCCAGCAGUAGGAAAAGAGGCAACAGGCAGAAACUGAUGCACAGGAAGUUCCACCUGACCAUGAGGAAGAACUUAUUCACUGUGUGGGUAACAUGCACUGAACAGAUUGCCUGGAGAGGGUGUGGAAAGUCCCUCGCGGCAGAUAUUGGACACAAUCCUGUGCCAUGUGCUCUGGGAUGACCCUGCUUCAGCAGGGAGGUUAGACCAGAUGACCCACCUGUGACCCCUUCCAACCUGAACCAUUCUGUAAUUCUGUACCAGGGAAGGUGAUCUGUUCCCUUGUUUCCAGGGCUUUUGGUAUGCCUGGGCAUGUGCCUUCACCAGCCAUCACAGCAGGAAAAGGCAAAACUUCUGAGAAGUCAGCCUGCUCAGAUUGUGGAACCCAAAGGCCUUCUCUAUGUCCAGCAGAGAGAGUUUGCAGUGACUACUCCUAAAGAUGGUUCUGUUUCCAUUCUUGGAUCAGAUGAUGCCACUACCUGCCACAUAGUUGUGCUCCGACACACAGGCAGCGGAGCCACGUGCCUGACACACUGCGACGGCUCAGACACGGAGGCCGAGGUGUCGCUCAUCAUGAGCUCAGUAAAGUCCUUCUCUAACUCCACUGGCUGUGGCAGGCUGGAAGUGCACCUAGUUGGAGGUUUCAAUGAUGAUAGGCAGUUAUCACAAAAACUUACUAAUCAGCUUCUUAGAGCAUUCGAUCUCCAGCCAGAGGAUGUUCAUUUAGUGACUUUCUGCGUAACAGAACUAAAUGACAGAGAAGAACAGGAUAUUCACUUUCCAAUCAUUUAUGGAAUAGCUGUGAAUGUUAAAACAGCAGAGAUUUUCCCUGCCACAUUCCCAGAAAAAGGGCCAGAUGAGGAUCUGCGUUCAGCCCAUGUUUUAACAGGAGCACCACUGACCAACAUCUAUGAUGCAAAGACGGAACAGCUCCGGAUUGGGCCUUAUUUCUGGGGGCCUUUCCCACAUGUGGAUUUCUGGUUGGAACAAGAUGAUGCACAGAUUUUACAGAACCUUUCCACAUCGCCCCUGGCUGAGCCACCCCACUUUGUUUCCCACAUUAGAUCUACAUUAACAUUUCUAAAAGAACAUCCAUUUCCAUCUCGGUCCCUGUUCCCUGACAGGAAACCUCGCAUCUACAAAAAAAAUGAAGAAGGGUUGUGGGAACAGGUUUGUUCUGACAAAAUCUAACCUGGAACCAACCCCCACAAGUGCUUUAGGGAAAUACAAUCUCGCAAGAAGAGCAAUUUGUUGCAAAUAUCAUAUUGCUGGUCACAAAUACCAUUGUUCCUGUGCUUUUCAAAAUAAAAUAUUUUGAUAGAAGUAA